UUUGUUAGCGUCAUCUAAAGGCGCCAGGCGGCCUGGCUAAAAGAAACGGUGGUGUGCUGAACCCCGCGGAGCUUGGCUAUGGUCAUGGCCCUGAGGGUGCUGACUCGCGCUAUGGGCUCACUGAGCCUGACGACCCCGGCCGUCGCCACCCUCAGCUCGAGCCUGCUCCCGGCCGCCCAGGUGACAAGCAGUACCCUCCUCCAGCUGCCCUCUUCCUCAUUGUUGCUCCUCUGCCGCCCAGUGCUUACAUCUGUGGCCCUUAGUGCCAAUUUUGUGUCCUGGAAGAGUCGUACCAAGUACACCAUCACACCAGUGAAGAUGAGGAAGUCUGGGGGCCGAAACCACACAGGCCGAAUCCAAGUGCAUGGUAUUGGCGGGGGCCACAAGCAACGUUAUCGCAUGAUUGAUUUUCUGCGGUUCCGGCCUGAGCUGGAAGCAAAGCCAGGACCCUUUGAGGAGAAGGUCAUCGUGGUCCGCUAUGAUCCCUGUAGAUCAGCAGACAUAGCUCUGGUUGCUGGGGGCAGCCGGAAACGCUGGAUCAUUGCCACAGAAAACAUGCAGGCUGGAGAUAUAAUCCUGAACUCUGAUCACAUAGGCCGAAUGGCAGUUGCUGCUCGGGAAGGGGAUGCACAUCCUCUUGGGGCCUUGCCUGUGGGGACUCUCAUCAACAACGUGGAGAGUGAGCCAGGCCGGGGGGCCCAGUAUAUCCGAGCUGCAGGGACAUGUGGUGUGCUGCUACGGAAGGUGAAUGGGACGGCCAUCAUCCAGCUGCCUUCCAAGAGACAGAUGCAGGUUCUGGAAACGUGCAUGGCAACAGUAGGCCGGGUAUCCAACGUUGAUCAUAACAAAAGGGUCAUCGGCAAGGCUGGGCGGAACCGCUGGCUAGGCAAGAGGCCUUCCAGCGGGCUAUGGCACCGCAAGGGGGGCUGGGCUGGCCGCAAGAUUCGGCCACUGCCCCCUAUGAAGAGUUACGUGAAGCUGCCCUCGGCUGCUGCCCAAAGCUGAGAUCCCUGGAUUCUAAUAAAAUCACCCCUCAUUUUUA
Messenger RNA from Lynx canadensis (Canada lynx), 1042 nucleotides. RefSeq names its product mitochondrial ribosomal protein L2 (gene MRPL2). The record is from RefSeq and is a predicted model, not a curated record. Gene Ontology annotation, biological process: cytoplasmic translation. Lineage: Eukaryota; Metazoa; Chordata; Mammalia; Carnivora; Felidae. The coding region runs from base 79 to 1005 and encodes 308 amino acids. Gene Ontology annotation, molecular function: RNA binding; structural constituent of ribosome. Gene Ontology annotation, cellular component: ribosome. The transcript is spliced from 7 exons.